CUGUGGCCUUGGUCUCACACACAGAGCUCGUGAUCUAAACAGGAUCACUUCGCUUUGGCUUUUCAACACCAACAGUUCAACUACGGAGAAGCAGAACCCAAACCAGGAAUUUAGGCGGUUUCAUACGAUGCACAUUGAUCGUUAUGUUGGCUGCAUCAAUAUGCGUAUUGUGUGUGGUCUUUGGGGUGCAGUCUGCUGCUGUGACCACUUUACCUGACGUUAACCUGGGGGACCCAAUCACACUCCCCUGUAAAGACCAUGACCAUGAAGACACACCUGUGGAGCAGCUGGAUGUUCAGUGGCGGCUUGGUGAACAGCUGGUCAUUCGACUGUUCCAAGGCCAGGUCAACUACGGAAUCAACUACAGGAACAGGACUGAACUUCCAGCAGAAGGAUCUAGUCGUGGAGAUUUCUCCCUGAUCAUCACACACACACAGCAUGGAGACAGUGGAGUUUAUCAGUGUGUGAUCAGGAGAGAGAACCAGGAGGAACCUCUGGGAGAAGUUCAGCUCAGGGUGAAAGCCCCCCCUUCUCCCAGUGCUGUGUUCGUUAAGGUGGGUGAGGAGGUGGUUCUGCCCUGCUUUGGUCGUGUGGACUGGUUUAAAUCAGAAGCUGAGCUCGUCCAGUGGUUCAGAGGAGAUCAGCUGGUUCUGCAGUGGGAGAAGGGUUCUCUGUAUGUAGAUCAUCUGUUUACAGACAGAGUGUCACUGUCUAAAGAUAGAAUCCUGAAAGAUGACCUCUCUCUGGUUCUGAAGAACACCAUCCACGAAGACCAGGGUCUUUAUCUCUGCUCAUUUGUGAAAGACCAAACCAUCACACCUGCUGUACAGACUAAUCUCACUGUGACAGACCACCAGACUCGUCUGGAGGUGGGGGCGGGUUCCUCAGUGCUCCUUCCCCUCCAUACAGCAUCUGCAGUGAAAGUGUGGUUCCUGCCUGAUGGAGGGAACGGUACUGUAAGUGUGUGUGAGGUGGAGGAAGACCAGCUGAAGUGUGAAGUGUCUUAUACAGGCCGAACGGUUCUACAUGAAGCCUCCCUGAAGAAGCUGGAGAUCCACUCCGUGGUGUAUUCUGGAACCUUCUCAGUGAUGGAGAGAGAAAGCCACCAUACUGUUAAUGUCCUGUUCUUACAGGUGUUGCCUGCAGGUGAACCUGUGGUAAAUGCAGCAGCAGUGCUGAUAAUAACAGUAACUGUAGUAGUUUUAAUGGGGAUAUCUGUGGCCACUUUUGUGAUCAAACUGAAGAGGUACAGGCGGAGACGUAGCACAUUGGAGCAGGCAGAUGAAGCCCUUCACCAGAAGCCCACUGAUACCACCAGCAUUGAGAUGCCAAUCAGUAAAAAUGAACAGUCUGUCGAGGGCAUCAUAUAAACAACCAAUAGUCUAGUGCCUAUUUCUUUAUACACUGCUCUGAUUCUGUCUACUAAGCUACAGUUCCUGGAGUGGAGGAAUGUAAAUAUUGUAGAAUGAUUAACUAGAAUAUUUCUUUUUUACUCUUUCAUGUAGUCGUGUAGUUCCGGGUCAUUGUUGGUUUUUGUGGAUCUUUACUUUGUAAAGGAAAAAUCUUUCUUUUUUUUUUUUUAAAAGUUACUGUAGAUUAGAUGUCACAAGUUUUUGAUUCGUUUGACGCCCUUGCUGUAGAAAUAUAAACUUUUAUUUCUGCUGUAAACUAAAGAUAGUACUGUGCAAUAAUCAGCUUUUUUUAAUACACCAUAGCAUUAUUAUUAGCAUUCACCAUAGCACAGUAAUACACCAUAGCAUUAUCAUCAAUGUGAGGGGAAGAUAUAUUAAGUGGAGAUACAGUAUAUGAAGCAAUACUGAACCGUCUGUGCAGUGUUCCUGGUAUCCAGCGGUCAGUACUCACAAAAAAUAUGUUCCAAGGAAGCACAAUCAGUAAAACCAGCAACAGGGUCAUGGCUAAACCACCCAAGGCUAAGUGAUUUUUAUCAAGGCUCUUCCCAUCUCACAAGUUGAAGGACGUGGAUUAAAGGAUAUGAUAUAAUAUUAAUCUUUGUACCAUAUACCAAUAUUUUUUAUUAUUUAAUAUUAUUAUUUAUUUGUAUUAAAUAAAGUGUGAUUUUUUAAAUUUUA
Astyanax mexicanus (Mexican tetra) is the source of this 2090-nucleotide messenger RNA. RefSeq lists its product as uncharacterized. Lineage: Eukaryota; Metazoa; Chordata; Actinopteri; Characiformes; Acestrorhamphidae. Gene Ontology annotation, biological process: negative regulation of T cell proliferation; immune response; positive regulation of T cell proliferation. The transcript is spliced from 6 exons. The record is from RefSeq and is a predicted model, not a curated record. Gene Ontology annotation, cellular component: external side of plasma membrane. The coding region runs from base 144 to 1370 and encodes 408 amino acids.